Messenger RNA from Kockovaella imperatae, 2327 nucleotides. Its product is annotated as Pre-mRNA-splicing factor CLF1. NCBI's taxonomy places the organism in Eukaryota, Fungi, Basidiomycota, Tremellomycetes, Tremellales, Cuniculitremaceae. The record is from RefSeq and is a predicted model, not a curated record. The coding region runs from base 126 to 2324 and encodes 732 amino acids. Gene Ontology annotation, biological process: mRNA splicing, via spliceosome; spliceosomal complex assembly. Gene Ontology annotation, cellular component: Prp19 complex; post-mRNA release spliceosomal complex; U2-type catalytic step 2 spliceosome. The transcript is spliced from 16 exons. Gene Ontology annotation, molecular function: protein binding.
CUCUGUGGCUUCUCUUUUUGCGCUAUUCCAACACCAUUUUUUUUUGCCACAUUGGCCUCAUCAAGUUAUUCCCAACCUUGAUUUUCCUCCUCACCUACACCCUUCUCUCCAACCACCGACCCAUCAUGUCCGGCCGUGAUGCGCGUGAUCGCGCUCCGAGGGUCAAGAACCGAGCCCCAGCUGCGGUCCAGAUCACCUCUGAGCAACUCUUGCGAGAAGCUCAAGAGCGAGCUGAAGCUCCGGUCAAGGCGCCGCGGCAACGUAUACAGGAUCUCGAGGAGCUGACCGAGUUCCAAGGGAGAAAGAGAAACGAGUUUGAAGGGCGGAUCCGUUACUCGAGGGAUAAUAUCAGAGCUUGGAUCAAGUAUGCCCAGUGGGAAGCCAGCCAGAAUGAAUUUGAGAGGUCUAGAUCGGUGUUUGAACGAGCUCUGGAUAUCGAUCCUCGGUCAGUGGAUCUUUGGGUCAAGUACACGGACAUGGAGUUGCGGGCACGGAACAUCAACCAUGCUCGUAAUCUUUACGACCGAGCGGUGACUCUACUUCCUCGUGUCGAUACUCUGUGGUACAAAUACGUCUAUCUCGAGGAGUUGCUGCUCAACAUUGCUGGAGCUCGUCAAAUCUUUGAACGGUGGAUGCAGUGGGAGCCGAAUGACAAGGCAUGGCAGAGCUAUAUCAAGCUUGAGGAGCGAUAUAAUGAGCUGGAGAGGGCUUCUGCGAUCUUCGAGAGGUGGAUAGCAUGUCGUCCAAUCCCGAAAAACUGGGUCACCUGGUCCAAAUUUGAAGAGGAAAGAGGCGUGCCAGAUAAAGCCCGCGAGGUGUUCCAAACCGCUCUCGAAUUCUUCGGGGAUGAAGAGGAGCAGGUCGAGAAGGCUCAGGCUGUGUUCGCAGCGUUUGCUAGGAUGGAGACGCGGUUGAAGGAGUAUGAGCGAGCACGAGUCAUCUACAAGUUUGCCCUUGCUCGAUUGCCAAGAUCGAAAUCAGCGUCCCUAUACUCUGCGUACACCAAAUUCGAAAAACAACAUGGUGACCGAGCCGGCGUUGAGCUUACAGUCCUUGGGAAGCGUAGAAUCCAGUACGAAGAAGAGCUAGCAUACGACGGUACCAAUUAUGACGCUUGGUUCUCGCUUGCGAGGCUCGAAGAGGAUGCAUAUCGCGCGGACAAGGAGGACGGCGAGGAUGUCCAGCCUACUCGUGUUAGGGAGGUGUAUGAGCGUGCGGUCGCAAACGUUCCGCCAGCGACGGAGAAGAGAUACUGGAGGAGAUACAUCUACUUGUGGCUUCAAUACGCUGCCUUUGAGGAACUUGACACCAAAGACUUUGACCGAGCCAGAGACGUCUACAAGGCCGCCAUUAAGCUCGUCCCACAUCGUCAAUUCACCUUCGCCAAGCUGUGGCUCGCGUACGCGUACUUUGAGAUUCGUCGGGUAGACGUCAUGGCGGCCCGCAAGGUUCUUGGGGCUGGUAUCGGCAUGUGCCCCAAGCCUAAACUGUUCACCGGAUACAUCGAGCUCGAAAUGCGGUUACGAGAAUUUGACAGAGUGCGGAAGCUGUACGAAAAGUUCUUGACGUACGACGCCUCGUUGAGCUCGGCCUGGAUCCAAUGGACACAGGUCGAGAACGCCGUGGAGGACUUUGAGCGUGUCAGGGCGAUCUUUGAGUUGGCUGUCCAGCAGAGCUUGGACAUGCCAGAGAUUGUCUGGAAGGCGUACAUUGACUUUGAAGUCGGAGAGGGAGAACGAGAAAGAGCCCGGGAGCUCUACGAGCGUCUGCUGGAGCGCACGUCUCACGUCAAGGUAUACAUCUCCUAUGCUCUCAUGGAAUCGUCAACUAUCGGAGGUGGAGAAGAUGAAGAUGGGAAUGAGAUCCAAGGAGAGGAGGGUGAUCCUGACAGGAGCAGGGAGAUAUUCGAGCGAGGGUACAAGGCGAUCCGUCAACGUGGCGAGAAGGAAGACCGUGCGCUUCUGCUUGAAGCUUGGAAAGCGUUUGAGGAGGAGCACGGUUCGGACGCGGAUCGUGUCAAGGUGCAGGAGAUGAUGCCGACAACGAGGAAGAGAUGGCGCAAAGCAGAAGAUGGAUCAGGGGAACUCGAAGAAUACUGGGACCUUGCAUUCCCCGACGACGAGCGCGAGGCCAACCCAGCGUCUUACAAUUUCUUCCGAGCUGCGCAAGACUGGGCCGCAAAGCGGGCUGGGGGUGCUGCUGGCGGAGGUCUAUCGUACGAUAUGUCUGAUUCAGAUUCAAAUGAAGACGAGGACGAGGACGAGGACGCUGAGGAUGGCGUUGGUGUGGAUGCCGCUGUAGAGGCAAUGGAGCAAGACGAGUAGAAA